Molecule: messenger RNA, 1280 nt
Organism: Atta colombica
Lineage: Eukaryota; Metazoa; Arthropoda; Insecta; Hymenoptera; Formicidae
Product: RNA-binding protein 48
Exons: 6
Coding region: 309-1280 (323 amino acids)
Cellular component (GO): nucleoplasm
Molecular function (GO): nucleic acid binding
Source: RefSeq, a predicted model, not a curated record
GUCUCACGGCAAGCGUUUCCGCGUCCAGAAACCAUUAGAAUUAUCAGAGUUUAGCCAUGCACUAAAAAUGGCGUGCAUGUCCGAAAUGUGUGUUUGCUCUCAAUUGGUGAUAUGAAUGCGUUCUCGAUUAGUACUGCCAUUGUGUGGGCACACGUCAAUCACAAGAGAGGUUGGAGAGAUGGUCAGACUCUGGUAAUUCUAGGGACUAUAGUCAGCCCUAGUAUUUAGCAUUGAUUGUAUCAUCGUGGUUGAAUCAUAAUUAAUCGGAGUUUGCAAAAGAGAAAGUGACAAAGGAAUAUCGUUGUAUUAUGUCAGAGGAAAAGUGUACAGUGGUAUACAUGCCGCAUCAUGCGCAACAAAAAUUAUGUCAAAGUAGACCACUUUACAGACAAGGAAAAAAAUUAACAGCAGUCAAGGUUUACACAAUUAAUGAUGAAUCACAGCAUUUGUUAAUACAUGGAGUACCACAACUACAAUUAACACAAGAGGUGAGAAAACUCAUUUAUUCUUAUGGAAAUGUGAAAGCAAUUCAGUUGGUAACUGAAUAUCCUUCAGAAGAAUUUACAGAGACGUACCAUGUACACUACACACAUAUUCAGAGUGCGAGAAUAGCAAAGCGUUUAAUUGAUAAUAAAAAUUUCUUCGGCGGAUUUCUGCAUGUUUAUUAUGCUCCUGAAUUAGAAACUUUAGACGAGACAAAAUUAAAAUUUAUACAACGCCAUAAGGAUGUAGCGACGCAGAUAAAAAGAAUUCAACAAGAGUUGAUAAAUCCAGAAGUAGAUAAAUUUAUUCCAAGAGAACAGUAUCAUAGAAAAAAGAAAACUCCUACUUUGCCCCUUACCAAGGAACGGAUUAAACAUUUUUAUCCUGGAGAAACAUUGUCAUAUCCAGUGCCGUAUCAAUCGACUGAGGCAUUGAUGCAAACGGGGAGUCAACAAGCAGAUAAAAAUCUAGAUUCAAACAGAAAACAGAAAACAGAAAAACAGAAAAAUUACAGAGUAUGCUGUAUUGACAAAGUUAAAGUUGUUCGACCACAAUUGAUAGAUACUAAAAAUAUCAUGCGAUUAAAUUUCUCUGAGAAAACGAAUGUAUUCUGUAAUGUAAAGAAAGUGGGAAGUAAAAUCACAAUCAAGUUAUUGGAAAAGCCUAAUAAUGAAAAGAAGAUAGUCAUAAAAAAUCCAAGUGUAAUAUCUUUGAUACAAUCUAGCAAAGAUCUUCAGUCUUCGAUUCAAGCGGUAAAAACUCAAAUUCGUACGAUAAUGCAGAAACAUGAUACUUAA